CUUAAAAGAUUUAAUUCAGAUAAAUUUUUUAUGCCCUCUGAGAGAACAGGAUUGAUUGGACUAAAAGGCAUUAAAGCAGAGGUUAUGCAAUUUAGCUCGGGAGUCCCGUGCAGACCGAGCUUUAUUUCUAGAAAUGAUCAGUUCGAAGUGAAACUAGUACAUGGAGUCACGCAGAUGACAGUAAAGGAUUGGUAGGAGAUGAAACAUAUUUUCUAGACUGACGCAGACCAAACCAAGAGAACUUUUUCAAACUGUUUCGGUUUUCAGCUGUACAAAUAAUUCUUCAAACAAGAAGAAAAUCAGCUACUUAAAAUUCAAAUUUGAUUCACAAAUAUUCAAUACUCUGUUUUCAAUAUUCCAAAACAAAACAACAUCCAAAGGAAACUCUAUCUAUCCAUGUUCAAGACACAAUCCAAAAUAUGAACAUAAAACUCUGCUAAUUACUGUCACCCCCUUUCUCUGUAUUUAUUUAAUCAAGUCUUUGAUAUCAAAUGUCUCUGAGUAUGCUCUGUUAUCCCACGCAUCUUCACUUUUUUUGGCAGCUUGUUCUUUUCUCCACACGGCUUGAUUCUUUUCCUGUAUUUUCUGUGUCCAAAAUCUUUUCUUUAAUUCUGUUCAAUUUCAAACUUUAGGACCCUUUUCUCCUCUAAUUGUCUAGGCCCUUCAUAUUCAAUUUCCUACGCAGCUUUCUUAUUAUCUGUUGCUGAUAUGAUACGGUUUCAUUGUUCAUCUGCCUAUUACUUCAGUGAUUUCAGUACGCACUCUUUUGACUCAACUCCUCUUCUGCGCCCCUCCUAUUCACCAUUAAAAUCUGCAUUUUCUUGUUUUUAUUCUCUUUGCAUUCAUUUUGUCCUUUCCAUCACCACGCAACCUCUAGUUCCUCUCCACUCAGCUGUUCUGUUUUUGCAUCCAUGCACCACUUAACUUAGACUCUAUACAUGCCUUGCACAGCAUUCUUUUGCUGUCUACCAUCUCAUUUCCCACGACAAAUCUCCUCUUUCACCUCCCACGCAGCAGCACAUGAAGUACUCUCCACUUAGCCUCCAUGCCACCAAUCUCUUCUUCCUCUGUCUCUUGCGUUGAAUUCCCCUCUCUUAAUCUUACAUCAGGCGCUCUUGUCUUCUACUUAGCGCUGCCCUUUCUUUUGAAAGGAAUUUGAUUCUAGAACUUCAAAAGCCUCAUCAAAUUAUUUGCAUUCACCUUCCUUUCCACGCCAUCUCAUUUCUUUUUUCUUCUCUCUUAUCUGUAGUUUGGAAACCAUUAAUCUUCCUCUCUGUAUUCAACGUCUCUAAAAGCUCUUUCUCUUCUCUAUACAGAUAUAUAUUUUUUUGUUUUAAAACUGAAUCUCUUUUUCUUUUAUUUCUUUAACGUACCAGUCUUAUCUUUAAAAAUAAAUAAAAUAAGUUUUUUGAUGCUCCAAGAGAGAUGGUGACUUCUUCCUCAAUGACGUCUGUGUCUCUUCCACUUCUCAGUCUGCCACGUCUAUCAAUUUGGUGAUGUGGAUUUCUAAUUUUCUCAGGAUGCUCCUGCAUCAGACUCACUCGGUAAGAAGUUUAUGAGCAUAGCUCACAAAAGUGGAGUUGAGUGAUCGAACCACUCUACUAGAUUGCAAACAAUCUACAGCGAACUCCGUCACUAAAACAGCUACUGUGAAUUCAUUUUUCUUCCUCUUCUUCCAGCACCUAGCCAGAACAAUCAUCACUCUUCUCCAACAAUUUAGCUCUGCAACCCUUCCUCUCAUUGUGGAAUUGGUUCCACAGUGUACUGACCUCCUCCAAAAAAUUAUUCCUUUCCUGUCCUCCUUUGUGGGAUACAACCCACCUUUACCAGGCUUCCUCCACCAAACAAUCUUUCCACUUUUCUCCUCUUUUGUGGGUUUCGACCCACCACAAACCAACCACCUCCACCAAGUUUCAUCUACAGCAUCUUUUACAGCUUCUACAUGCAAAUAUAUACUAUCCACACAAGAAUCUGCAACUACAUCCUCUACUUUCAAUUUUGUAAAUAAAAGUAAACUAAAAUCAUUCUCUUUCACUGCUCCAACAUCUUUUUCUUCAUCCUUUGUUGCAAUGGCAAGUUUUGCAAGCCCCUCUUAAGGUUCAUUUGUCAAUUCUCCUUCCAACAAUUUACUAAUUCUUUCCAUCUCCUCUUUCGAUAGGAAAUCAUCCUCAUCUUUGUCAAUAUUCUUGUCUAAUUUAGGAUUCUCAAUGUCCAUCAUCUCUAUUGUACCUUCGUCACUACCCAAUUUUGCACUUCUUUUUCACUCUCGUCCUUCAUGCUUUUAUCAAGACAUGCUUUCGCUGCAACCUCAUGCUCAACAAUUUCUCUGCUGCUUACUUCUUCAAGCAAUUCUUUGUCUUCAUCAGGCCCUUUUGUCAAGCAUGUGACCUCCACAAAUCUUUGAGCUCUCAUUCUUCUUUGCUGUUUCAAGUUUCAACUGCUACAAUCUAAUCCAUUGCUGCAACUCUUUCUUCCUCUUUAGUGCCAUCUACUUGACACAUUGCUACAAUACUUCUGUCUUCAUCUUCCAACAUGAAGAUAUCUUCCUCAUCCAUGUGACAUGGUGCUCGAACUUCUUUGCUACUUGUGCUAUCUGCACUUUUGUGGGUUGCUCUCACAUACUUCUCCUGCCAUGUUCCUUCCACCAAAGGGCUGCAACUAUCUUCUUUCAAGGGGGUUUUCUUCUUCUCAAUCUUCUCUUCCAAUCUUCUCUCUUCCACUUCAAUCCUCCUUUCCAAUUCACCUAAGUUGGCUUGGAGCUUUCCGAAUUCUUCACGGAGCUUUCUAUUUUCAACUUCUUCCCAUUACUCCUUCCAAAAUGGGAUUAUCAUGGGUCUCCUCAUAACCCAUCUCAUCCUUCCUUUCGAAUUCAUUGUCGUUUUUAGAGACUCACAUCCCUCUACAGUCACAGGUCCUCCUGCAACAAACUCACUCUUGCUUUCCUCUACGCAGCAGACCAGUUCCUAGAAGAUAAAUUCCUCACUUGUGCACCUUCUACCCAGCUUUAACCUCUACUUGAGGAUAGCAACACACUCAUGCACUCUGCAAUUCUCAGAUUUGAGGAUGACAAAGGACACAACUCUUCGUUGGAAUUGAAGGAUAUAUAGAGCCGGUCAAAGUUGAUAUCAAAGGCAUCGAAGGAAGAAAAAUAAUUCCACUCCAGCAAUCGAGCAAUCAGCAUCAGUUAUCAUCAAAGAGAAAACCAGUCAUAAAUAUAAGCAAUCAGACCAAUAGACUGAUCAAGGCAGAAUUUAUCAUUUACUGCAGGCAAUAGUAAUCUUAUUCCAUUUGUGGUUGAAAGGGUCCUCAAGCAAGAAGGGUCACCCUAAAGUUCUUAAUUUGAAUGGGGAUGAUGGUAUGCACACUGAAGAUAGUGAUGAUAAGGAGGAUGCUCACCAUAGUCAGCAAGCUGGAAAUAUGAUUGUGGGCUCUAGGGUUGGUGAUGCUCCUGACGGCAGCAGUCCAGAAAAAAAUAUUGUUGAUAAUGAGGGUGAAGGUCCUAUCAAGUCUAAUCCUGUUCUGAACAAUAAGGUGUCUGUGCAAACUGACCCUGCCAAGGGCCUCAAGAAGUUUUCUCCCUAUUCGUCCACUAUCAGGACCCAGGGGGGUAAAAAGCCGGUUACUGGCAGAGGAAAAGCCAAGGCAGAAGAGAAUGUUAAAGCCUCGGUGCUGGAGGAUUUUGAUGCUUCUAUCGACCAUGAUGUUCCUAUGUCCCCCUCUGACCAUGAUGAGCAGGAGGUUUCUGAUCAGGAUUUGACUGGACUUCCUCCUUAUAAUUUGGGGAAACCAAGGGAAUCUUCCGUUGAAUUGUGGCUCUCUGACUUCUCUGAUAAGGAAGAAAUCACUUUUGGGGUUUUGCAGACUGCUAAGGCUCAUUCUCUUUACUCUUACAGAGUAAUGAGAUGGGCCUUUCAUGAGAUUAAAAAAGUCAAUUUGAAAUACCGCUCUCUGCUGGCCAACUUUGAAAAUAUGCAGCAAAAAGGAGGAUCUUCUGAAGGCAAGUCUACUCCUCUUCCCUCUAACCUCUGGUCCCUGGAUGAGAAGAAGCUGAUAAUGGUCUACAUCGAAUCUGAUGGUAAGGCCAGGGCUGUUUUUGAUGUUAAGUUUCAAGAGCUUUCGCAUAGGGUAAAUAAAAUUGAGGUGUCUCCGAAGAAGACUAUGGAGCACAGUUUGAAGCUCAUGAAAAAUUGUUCUGAGAACAUGCGUGCCCUGGUCGCUAGGCUGGAAGCCUCCUAUCUGGAAAUAGCCUCCAGUGAGCAAGAGCUGGUGCUGAUUGUUGACAAAGAUGGUCCUGGUAAGCGCACUAGAUCCAGCACUAUAAAGAAGUUUGUCUCUCUUUCCCCUGACAUUGAGCAACUCAAGAAGACGAUUCAGAAACAUAGGUCUAUGCUUGGGAACAUCGCUUGCUUGUCAACUUCUGUAAGGGAUAAACUAGCCACAGGGUCUCCACAACAUGAAGGAAGUGAAAAUGGCAAACUUGUUAAGAAAGGAGCUGAUGGAGGUGAGAAGUCAGUUGCAGACAUUCAUAUUCUGAAUACUCUUGCAAAGUACUUAUGGCUGAAGGACAAUCCUGAGUUUCGCUUAAGAAUAUUGGUAGCUUUGGGUCUUUUGGUAGGCGCUAAGGUGUUAAAUGUUCAAGUACCGUUUCUUUUCAAACUUGCUAUUGAUGGAUUGUCUGUCGCAGUUGGAGCUUCUAACCCAGCUGUGGCAGCAGUAGUUUCCAACUCGACUGUUCUAGCACUUUUUGGGACCCCUGUUGCUGUUCUAAUUGGCUAUGGUAUUGCAAGAGGAGGUGCUUCAGCUUGCAAUGAACUCCGAAAUGCUAUUUUCUCAAAAGUUGCCUUGAGAACAAUCCGAAUUAUUUCUAGGAAGGUGUUUUCACAUCUUCACAAUCUUGAUCUUAAGUAUCACUUGAGUCGUCAAACUGGGGCACUCAAUCGUACUAUUGAUCGUGGGACACGUGGUAUUAAUUUCAUCCUUAGCUCCAUGGUAUUCAACGUUGUACCAACUGUAUUGGAGAUAUCAAUGGUUGCAGGUAUUUUGGCAUAUAAGUUUGGGGCUCCUUUUGCCUUGGUCACUUCUCUCGCUGUUGCUGCAUAUGUUGCUUUCACUUUGGUUGUGACCCAGUGGCGAACCAAAUUUAGACAGAUGAUGAACAAAGCAGACAAUGAUGCAAGUUCACGAGCUAUUGAUUCACUUAUCAACUAUGAGACUGUGAAAUAUUUCUCAAAUGAGGACUUUGAAGUUAAAAAAUAUGACGAGUUCUUAGAAAGAUAUGAGGGUGCAGCUUUGAAGACUCAGAGUAGUCUGGCUUACUUAAAUUUUGGCCAGAACAUUAUUUUCAGCACAGCCCUAUCAGCAGCCAUGAUUUUAUGUUCACAGGGAAUAAUGAGUGGAACUAUGACUGUUGGUGAUCUGGUUAUGGUAAAUGGAUUGCUUUUUCAGCUUUCAUUACCUCUCAAUUUCCUUGGCACUGUAUAUCGGGAGACACGUCAAAGCCUUAUUGAUAUGGAAUCAAUGUUUUCACUACUUGAGGAAAAAUCAACUGUCCAGGAUGUACCUUAUGCAAAACCUCUACAAUGGAAUGGAGGGAGGAUUCAAUUUGACAAUGUGCACUUUGGAUACACACCAGAGCGGAAGAUUUUAGAUGGUGUAUCUUUUGAAGUUCCCGCAGGCAGAAGUAUCGCCAUUGUUGGAACUAGUGGCAGUGGGAAAUCAACCAUACUUAGGCUUUUAUAUCGGUUCUAUGAUACCCAAUCUGGAAGUAUAAAAGUUGAUGGCCAGGAUAUCAGAGAAGUGUCUCUCCAGAGUCUAAGAACUUCGCUUGGAGUUGUUCCUCAGGAUACUGUACUUUUCAAUGAUACAAUAUUCCAUAAUAUACAUUAUGGUCGAUUGUCUGCAACAGAAGAGGAGGUAUAUGAUGCUGCUCGUAAUGCAUCAAUACAUGAUACAAUUUUACGAUUUCCUGAACAAUAUCAAACUAAAGUAGGAGAAAGGGGGCUUAAGUUGAGUGGAGGGGAAAAGCAGCGAGUGGCUCUGGCACGGGCAUUUUUGAAAUCCCCACCUAUCUUUUUAUGCGAUGAGGCAACAAGUGCACUCGACAGCACAACUGAAGCUGAAAUACUAUCAGCCAUCAAGUCAUUAGCAAAUGAUAGAACUUCAAUCUUCAUUGCUCAUCGUCUUACUACUGCAAUGCAGUGUGACGAGAUUAUUGUUCUGGAGAAUGGAAGAGUGGUUGAACAAGGAUCUCAUGAAGUCCUUUUGACAAAAGGGGGGCGUUAUGCUCAACUUUGGGGCCAGCAAAAUAAUGUUGAAGGAAAUGAACCCUUAAAUGGAUCAAUAACAGCAGAGGAACCAGCAAGGAUCGGAUGAUUUUUUUGUAUAUUUGAUGGUAUUAUUUAUAGACAAUUCAAAUCAGGAUUACUAGGAUAUUACACUGUAUAGGUUGACAAGAGUUAGGUUGUUAAGGUUUUCUUUGUAAGGUGGCCAUUUUAAAAAUUUUCUUACCCCAAUUUUGUAAUAAUUUAUUUUUACGAUUUCCUCGUUGUCAUUUCCCUUUAAAUUGGGAGGAGGGCUCAUUUCAGCCCAGGGAAAUGUCGUCACAAAUUAACGAGUAUGUAAAGAAAAUUUAUGGAGGGAGUUUGCCUUCUGUUCCCCCUUGCAAAACUUCAAUUUAAGUUCUAACUGUAUUGAUACUGAUCAUUGCAUUUCAAGCAUAUAUCACAGAUGUAACUUAUUUUGGAUUGGAUAGAGAAGCAAAGUUAUUUUUAUGC
This is a messenger RNA of Cryptomeria japonica (Japanese cedar), 6773 nucleotides long. Its product is annotated as ABC transporter B family member 25, mitochondrial. Gene Ontology annotation, biological process: intracellular iron ion homeostasis; transmembrane transport. The record is from RefSeq and is a predicted model, not a curated record. Gene Ontology annotation, cellular component: mitochondrial inner membrane. The coding region runs from base 3358 to 6372 and encodes 1004 amino acids. The transcript is spliced from 21 exons. Lineage: Eukaryota; Viridiplantae; Streptophyta; Pinopsida; Cupressales; Cupressaceae. Gene Ontology annotation, molecular function: ATP hydrolysis activity; ABC-type transporter activity; ATP binding.